Gossypium raimondii (Peruvian cotton) is the source of this 3363-nucleotide messenger RNA. RefSeq names its product putative white-brown complex homolog protein 30. The record is from RefSeq and is a predicted model, not a curated record. Bases 1 to 3246 code for a protein of 1081 amino acids. The transcript is spliced from 14 exons. Gene Ontology annotation, molecular function: ATP hydrolysis activity; ATP binding; ABC-type transporter activity. NCBI's taxonomy places the organism in Eukaryota, Viridiplantae, Streptophyta, Magnoliopsida, Malvales, Malvaceae.
AUGAGAGGAGUUAUUAGAUCCCAUUUUUUGCAUUUUCUUCUUUUUUUUUUAAGUUCCUUUCCUUCUUCAAGGUCUUUGGAUGGGGAUGAUUACAGUGAAACACAAAACCCUGCCGUCCUCCCUGGUGUAACGGACCUCAUCCACAAACGGCUUUCGAAUCUUACUACAUUGCUAAUCAAAGAUAUUGGUAGUGAUUUGAGCUUCUGCAUAAAGAAUGCGCAAGAGGAUUUGGAUGGAGCAUUUAAUUUUUCAAAAAAUAUGGAUUUUGUGACUAAUUGUAUCAAGAAAACAAAAGGAGAUGUCACCCUGAGACUAUGUACAGCAGCAGAGAUAAAAUUUUAUUUCGAUAGUUUAUUUUCAAAGGGGGCCAAAACUGGUUACGUAAAAGUUAACAAGAACUGCAAUUUGAAAUCUUGGGUCUCUGGAUGUGAGCCAGGAUGGGGUUGUUUUGCUGACGGGGGGCAACAGAUUGAUCUAAAAAAUACCAGUUACAUGCCUUCCAGGAGUCAAGAUUGUCAACCUUGUUGUGAAGGAUUCUUUUGCCCUAGGGGUCUUGCUUGCAUGAUACCAUGCCCUUUAGGUUCUUAUUGUCCGCUUGCAACGCUGAAUAAAACAACCGGAGUUUGUGACCCGUAUAAUUACCAAAUUCCUCCUGGAAAGCCAAAUCACAGUUGCGGCACUGCAGAUAUUUGGGCUGAUGUUGGAAGUAGUAGUGAGAUAUUCUGUUCAGCAGGAUCAUACUGCCCUAAUACCCUUAAUAAAAUUACUUGCAGUAAGGGGCAUUACUGCAGAAAGGGUUCCACUUCCCAAAUUUCUUGCUUCAAAUUAACUACUUGCAAUCCAAAUACUUCAAACCAAAAUAUUCACGGUUAUGGAGUCAUGCUCUUUGUUGGACUGAGUCUCCUGCUGCUCAUUAUUUAUAAUUUCUCUGAUCAAGUUAUUAGUACUAAAGAAAGAAGACAGGCUAAAUCCCGAGAAGCAGCAGCAAAGCAUGCGCGUGAAACUGCGCAAGCACGGGAAAGGUGGAAAGCAGCAAAAGAUAUUGCUAAGAAAGGGGGUUGGCAGGCACAGCUUUCAAAGACAUUUUCUCGAGCUAAAUCACAAAGGAAAACUGAACAGCAGAAGGCAUCAGGUGUAGGUAAAUCUACUGAAGCUCCUGUACCACCACCGCCAAAGGUAGCCGAGCAAACCUCCAAAGGUUCAAAGGAGAAGAAAAAGGAACCAGGCGACCUCACAAAGAUGUUGCAUUCCCUUGAAGAUGAUCCCAAAAGUAAUGAGGGUUUUGAUUUGAAUAUUGGAGGGAAAAAUGUGAAAAAACAAGCACCAAAGGGUAAGCAAUUGCAUACUCAGAGUCAAAUUUUCAAGUAUGCCUAUGGUCAAAUUGAGAAGGAAAAAGCACAACAGAACAAGAACUUGACUUUCUCCGGAAUAAUUUCAAUGGCUACUGAUAACGAUAUCAGGACCAGGCCUAUGAUUGAGAUUUAUUUCAAGGAUCUAACCCUCACUUUGAAGGGGAAAAACAAAAAUUUACUCAGGUCUGUCACUGGGAAACUCAUGCCUGGUCGUGUAUCCGCAGUUAUGGGCCCAUCAGGAGCCGGAAAAACUACAUUUCUCUCUGCUUUGACAGGGAAAACUGCUGCUGGAUGCAGUGUUACAGGUUUGAUUCUUGUAAAUGGAAAAAACGAACCUAUCCAAGCAUAUAGGAAAAUUAUUGGAUAUGUGCCUCAAGAUGACAUAGUGCAUGGAAACUUGACAGUAGAGGAGAACCUUCGGUUCAGUGCGAGAUGCAGAUUAUCUGCGGACCUGGCAAAACCCGAUAAAGUUUUGGUUAUCGAAAGGGUUAUUGAGUCCUUGGGUCUACAAGCAGUAAGGGAUUCACUUGUAGGAACAGUGGAGAAACGAGGGAUCUCUGGAGGCCAAAGAAAACGUGUAAAUGUUGGACUAGAGAUGGUUAUGGAACCUUCUCUAUUGAUCUUGGAUGAGCCUACUACUGGUUUAGACAGUUCUUCAUCACAGUUACUCCUUCGAGCACUUCGACGUGAAGCUCUUGAAGGGGUAAACAUCUGCAUGGUACUUCACCAACCAAGCUAUACUUUGUUCAAGAUGUUUGAUGAUUUAAUACUUCUAGCCAAAGGUGGUCUGGUUGCAUAUCUUGGACCUGUGAAGAAAGUUGAAGAAUACUUUUCCAGCAUAGGGAUCAAUGUGCCCGACCGUGUUAAUCCUCCGGACCACUUAAUCGACAUUCUGGAAGGGAUUGAGAAACCAGCUACAGUGACUCGUGAACAACUUCCUGUCCGAUGGAUGCUACACAAUGGCUACCCAGUACCCCUAGAUAUGCUUGAUUUGGCUGAAGGACUUUCAACACCCUCUGGUUCAAAUCCAAAUAAUUCUGGCGCCACUGCUGGGGGACAAGCAUUUGCUGGAGACCUGCCUGAUGAUGCAAAGAUUAAUGUCUCGAAAUCUAAAGAUCUAUCCAACAGACGAUCACCGGGUAUACUUCGCCAGUACAGAUACUUUCUUGGCAGGAUUCUUAAACAGCGACUACGAGAAGGUCAGAUGCAAGCUGUCGAUUUAAUGAUCCUUCUUCUUGCGGGAGCCUGCUUAGGGACUCUUGCAAAAGUGACAGAUGAAACACUGGAUAACGCUGGCUACACAUUUUCAGUCAUUGCAGUGUCACUAUUAUCGAUGAUCGCUGCAUUGAGAACGUAUUCGCUAGAUAAAUUACAAUACAAAAGGGAGACUGAAUCCGGGAUCAGCAGUCUAGCUCAUUUUCUAUCGAAAGACACAAUUGAUUUGUUCAACAUCAUCAUCAAACCAGUGGCAUAUUUAUCAAUGUUCUAUUUCUUCAACAAUCCAAGAUCAAGCUUUCAAGAUAACUACGUUAUAUUGAUGGCACUUGUUUACUGUGUCACUGGUAUGGCUUACGUAUUAGCCAUUUCCUUUGCACCUAGUCUUGCCCAACUGUGGGCAGUGCUUGUUCCCGUUGUUUUGACUCUCGUUGCAAACAAGGGAAAAGAUAGUAUGAUUCAGAAAUAUUUUGGCAAAUUUUGCUACACAAAGUGGGCUUUGGAAGCUUUUGUCAUUGCAAAUGCUGAAAAGUACUCUGGAGUUUGGCUAUUAACUCGUUGCAAAUCAUUGGAAUCUGGCGGUUAUAAUCUCCAUGACUGGAAACUUUGUUUAAUCAUCCUUAUUGUCAAUGGCGUUAUCGCUCGCAUUCUAGCUUUCAUUAUACUUGUAACGAGAUGAGUUUGGAGAAGAAUUCAAUUUCCUUUUUUCUUUUUCUUUUUUUUUGUAUAAAAAGAAACUCACCAUCGAACAGGAAAGAAAAGAAAAGAAAAGAAAGAAAAUUCAUGGCUAACUGUU